This is a messenger RNA of Seriola aureovittata, 1745 nucleotides long. RefSeq names its product chromosome 6 C19orf25 homolog (gene c6h19orf25). The transcript has 3 exons. NCBI's taxonomy places the organism in Eukaryota, Metazoa, Chordata, Actinopteri, Carangiformes, Carangidae. The record is from RefSeq and is a predicted model, not a curated record. Bases 205 to 528 code for a protein of 107 amino acids.
CGUGACACGUUGACGCGCCGUGCAGAACGUCACGGAUCCAGCAAUUGUGUGUUGCAUCUGCUGACGAAUCUUUUCGAGUGUUUUCAGCUGAAUUUGCUGCUUUUCUGUCCGUUAGUCCGGGUUCAGUUGCAGCAGACCGGUCGAACAACAGCUCAGAUCCGGCAGAAGGUUUUCAGAAAGACGACUAAACCCCGAUGCGGGAGAAUGAAUAUCGGUUCUAAGAAUAAGAAGCGGGUGGUGCUGCCCAGCCGUCCAGACCCCCCCACUGUGGACCAGAUCCUGGAGGACAUCAACAGAGCCGCUCCCAAUGACCCGGUCUUCAGCAUCCUGGAGCAGACUGGACAAGACUCAUCCCGGUCUUCGGACUCUGAUGUGGACUUGAAGUUCCAGCAGUGUCGUCAGUACCUGGAUCUGAACGAGCGGCUGCAGGAGUCUCGAAGUCGGCUGCUGCGACAGAGGGAGGAGCUGAGGGCAGCAGGGGAGCAGCUGGACAGAGAUGUGGCAAAGGUCAAAGGUCAACCACUCUAACUCUACCUGCUGUCACCGACUCUUCUUGGCUGUCAAGGAGACUUUUAUACUGACGGCCUCAGUCAGGGCUGGAUCAGCUGGAUCAGGACUAGCCAGCUGAAGUGGCCUUCAGUGCUGUCUGUCAUCUGACCCCAGAACUGGUGUGUGUGUCUGUCUGUGUGUGUUUGUGUCUGUGUGUGUGUGCGUGCAUGCGUGCGUGCGUGAGGUUACUAUGAAGAUGUACAGGUACCAAGUAAAGCAAAAAUUUCUGACCACAAAGUGCUGCCUAAACUUUGAUGUUUAUGUUGGGGGGGUGAUGAUGUUGUUCAGAAAUAUUUUACAGCAACAAAUCUUCAUUCUUCGACAAUUUACAUUUGUUUCUUUUCAAAAGUGAAAGGAACACUUCUCUUUAGUUGCCACUCACGCACCUCCUCCCUGCUUCAUCUCUUACAGCAGCAGAAACUGUGUUAGUCUGUGCAGUUAUAUAAAAGAAAUGAAUCAUAGAAAUGUCAGUGUUUGUCACCUCGGGCUAAUCGGCCUUGGGCUGAAUUUCUGUCCAGUGGUCGUUUGACUUGAGGUCACAACAAAAGCUGACACAAAAUAAAUCCUGGGCCGUGGCACCCACUUUCCAACACUGGCUCAAACAAUUGUUUUCUUGUCAUUUAAUAAAGUGAAGGUUGAUCACUCAGUACCUGAAUGCAGUAUAAAGCUUGUCAGGUGUUGAAAUGUCUUCAGACUUGAUGUGAGGCACAGUUUUGUCCCAAUGCUCAAAGCAAUGCAACUUGAGAAAACAAAAGUGGUGAAAAUUUUAAAAAUAAAGUGACACUUAAAACUGAUAUUAGGUAUUUUUCAAGAAGGCUAAAACACAUUUUUCUGCUGACCCCAUCCACAGCAGCACAUCACUGAGCUCCUGCUGCUUCUGUAAACUGAAUCUACUGCAGGUAAUACACUGACUAUAGAUUAGUACGUCGAAUAACCUGAACUAUCACUUUAAGUUGCAGUGCGUUGAGCUCUCAGGUCCACUGUACCAAAGAAGGCUACAUACUGACUGCACACGGACACAGUAACUUUCUAAAAGUAAAAAAUUACAUGGAUGUAUUGUUGCCUCAGCUGUAUCACAGCUUAGCAUUGACCCUAUAGGUAAAUGUUUUAAAAAUCACUGUUUUAAGACUGGACACAUCUCUACAUUCACAGUCACUGUCAAUGGAUAAGAAAAAAUAAAAAGUCACAUCACUGUA